This is a messenger RNA of Corticium candelabrum, 597 nucleotides long. RefSeq lists its product as uncharacterized. Bases 1 to 597 code for a protein of 198 amino acids. NCBI's taxonomy places the organism in Eukaryota, Metazoa, Porifera, Homoscleromorpha, Homosclerophorida, Plakinidae. The record is from RefSeq and is a predicted model, not a curated record. The transcript is spliced from 3 exons. Gene Ontology annotation, molecular function: ubiquitin-protein transferase activity.
AUGAGCACAUCAGAUCUUCCCGACAUUUGUUUGGCUGAGACACUAGAAAGGUGUAUUCUGACUCUCAUUGAAGCAGAAGAUGACAGAGCUGAAUUCUGCAUGUCGUCAGGAAUGCUAGUGGACCACCUGGUAACAGCUGGGUUUACUCAGCGUCUGACUGCAACAAACAAAACAGAUGCUGUUAUGAAAAUUCUUAUACAUGAAAUGAUCAUAAGCCGCAAGUCUGAAAUAGACCAGCUGGCUUCAGGCCUUGGCCCUGUAUUAGAUCUAGCAAUCAAAUAUCCAGAUGUUUUGCGACCUUUGUUGACAGCUUCAACUCCAGAGCCUCUUACAAGUAAUGACUUUCUGGACUUGUUUCAGUUUGAAGAUACUAUUCCAACACAUAUCAAAAAGUAUUUUGUUCGAUAUGUUGCAAAUGCAGAUGCCAGCAAGCUUCAAAUGCUGUUACAGUUCUGCACGGGUCUGCGAGAAAAACCAGCAUUGGGGUUGGAAGAAAAAAUCAUAAUAUCCACGUUACCAUCCUUGCUACCCAAAUGCUUCAACGUGUGCUAUGAUUUUGGAAUUACCCAGAAACCUAACAACAUACAAAGAGUUUGA